CGGCGGCACUUCCGGUGCCCACGCGCCGCCGCCGCGCAGCUCCGGGGCCGUCACUUUGUGUAGCGCGGGGCGCGCAGGCCCGGCCCGCCCCGGCGUCCGGCGGCGGCUCGGCCGGCCCGGCGCGCGCGCGCGGCCGAGCUGAGGCUCUCCUCCGGGGAAGAUGGCAGCCCUGCGCUCAACUCCAGACGCGCCAGCCACGCAGCUGGCGAAGGCAGAGGAUGGGCUGGAAUGUGGUCCUGCUCAGGAGGAAGAAGAGGAAGAAGAAAAGGGGGAAGAGGUGGAGAUAGAGGAGGAGGAGGAGGAAGAGAUCGUCGUGGAAGAAGGGGAGGACAAGGAGGUGGCAGAGGAAGAAGAGGGGGGGCAGGCCGCGCACGUGGACCAGGUGGAGGUGGAGCUGGAGGACGAGGACGUGGAGGAGGUGGUGGCUGAGAAGCAGAGUCUUACCUUGGGGACCCAGGAGCGCCUUGGCCGUGGCAGUGAUGCCAAGUCCCCAGUUCUUCAGGAAAAGGCGUGGCAGGCCACCCGGCUUCCAGCCACACCUAGGGAUGAGGACUUGGAGGAGGAGGAGGAGGAGGAGGAAGAAGAGGAGGAGGAAGAGGAGGAAGAGGAUGACGAUUCCUUGACAGCUGGAUCUCAGGGGCUGGUGACCUUUGAAGAUGUGGCUGUGUACUUCUCCCUGGAGGAAUGGGAAAGGCUGGACGCAGACCAGCGGGACCUUUACAAGGACGUCAUGCAGGAAAACUAUGGGAUCUUGGUGUCCUUGGGAUACCCAAUCCCCAAGCCGGAUCUGAUCUUCCGGCUGGAGCAAGGGGAGGAACCCUGGGUCCCAGAUAGCCCCCGUCCUGAGGAAGGAGACAUUGUCACUGGCGUCUACACAGGAGCCUGGUUCUGGACCGAUGACCUGGACGACCACGAGGAGGAGGAGGAUGAAGACUUCUUGGCGGAGGUGGCCGAGGAAGAGAACGAGCCUCCGGGGCUCUGGUCAGCGGCCUACGGCGUGGGGGACGUUCCUGGGACGUGGGGCCCCGAUGACUCAGAUUCAGCGCAGACUCCGGAGGGAUGGGGUCCUGACCCCGGGGACCUCGGGGUCCUGACGGAGGGGUCGGAGGCGAAGCCCUUCCUACCGGGCCGGGAGCCUGGUGCGAACCUGCUGGCGCCCUGGGCGUUCCCUGCCACUGUGGCUGCCCCAGCCGGACGGCCCGAGACCACGUGCGACGUAUGCGGCAAAGUGUUCCCGCACCGGUCCCGGCUGGCCAAGCACCAGCGCUACCACGCGGCCGUCAAGCCCUUCGGCUGCGACGAGUGCGGUAAGGGCUUCGUGUACCGCUCGCACCUGGCCAUCCACCAGCGCACGCACACGGGAGAGAAGCCCUUCCCGUGUCCGGACUGUGGCAAGCGCUUCGUCUACAAGUCACACCUGGUCACUCACCGGCGCAUCCACACGGGCGAGCGGCCCUACCGCUGCGCCUUCUGCGGUGCGGGCUUCGGGCGCCGCUCCUACCUGGUCACGCACCAGCGCACGCACACAGGCGAGCGGCCCUACCCUUGCCCGCACUGCGGCCGCAGCUUCAGCCAGAGCUCGGCGCUCGCGCGGCACCAGGCCGUGCACACGGCCGACCGGCCGCACUGCUGCCCCGACUGCGGCCAGGCCUUCCGCCUGCGCGCCGACUUCCAGCGCCACCGGCGCGGCGGCGGUUGCGCGGAGCCCGGCGGAGACGGCCCUCGGCGGGAGCCCUGCGACACGGUGCCCGCGCCGGGGCCCGAAGAGGCCGAGGCCGGGCCGGAGGAGGCCGAGGCCGGCGAGGCGGACGGAGAGGCCGAGGUCGAGGCUAGAGAGGAGGAGGCGGCGGCGGCGGCAGUGGGGCCCACCCCCAGGAGCAAGGAGGACCCCGAGCCGGACAGGCGGUUCCUCGAGCUGGGCAACGGCCUGGGGGAGGGCGAAGGCCCUUCCUCGCAUCCACUCGGCUUCCACUUUCCCGUGCACCCCAAGUCCUGGCUGCACCCGGACGGCUUCCCGAUCCUGGGCCUCCCGGACUUCGGGGAGCGGCUGCCGGCCGACAGGCGUCCCCUGCCGGUCCCCCUGGGGGGCCGGCUCGCCCUGGUGGAGGGCGCGGGGCUAGCCUGCGACCCUUUCGGCGGCGGCGGGCCGGGCGCCGGGGGCGGCGGCGGGCUGCGCGCCUUCGCGCCGGCCGUCGGGGGACUGCUGGGCGAGCCGGCGCCCGCCGCGCUGGCAGAGGAGGAGAGCCCGUGGAUCUGCUCCGACUGCGGAAAGACGUUCGGGCGCCGCGCCGCGCUGGCCAAGCACCAGCGCUACCACGCGGGCGAGCGGCCGCACCGCUGCGCGGACUGCGGCAAGAGCUUCGUGUACGGCUCGCACCUGGCGCGCCACCGCCGCACGCACACGGGCGAGCGGCCCUUCCCGUGCCCCGAGUGCGGCGCGCGCUUCGCCCGCGGCUCGCACCUGGCGGCGCACGUGCGGGGCCACACGGGCGAGAAGCCCUUCGUGUGCGGCGUGUGCGGCGCGGGCUUCAGCCGGCGCGCGCACCUGACGGCACACGGGCGCGCGCACACCGGCGAGCGGCCCUACGCGUGCGGGGAGUGCGGCCGGCGCUUCGGCCAGAGCGCGGCGCUGACGCGGCACCAGUGGGCGCACGCCGAGGAGAAGCCGCACCGCUGCCCCGACUGCGGCAAGGGCUUCGGCCACAGCUCGGACUUCAAGCGGCACCGGCGCACGCACACGGGCGAGAAGCCCUUCCGCUGCUCGGACUGCGGCCGCGGCUUCGCGCAGCGCUCCAACCUGGCCAAGCACCGGCGCGGCCACACCGGAGAGCGGCCCUUCCCGUGCCCCGAGUGUGGCAAGCGCUUCUCGCAGCGCUCGGUGCUCGUCACGCACCAGCGCACGCACACGGGCGAGCGGCCCUACGCCUGCGCCAACUGCGGCCGCCGCUUCUCGCAGAGCUCGCACCUGCUCACCCACAUGAAGACGCACCGCGGCGCGGCCGGCGCGCCCGGCUCCGCGCCGGCGGCCCCCGCGUCCAAGACCGAGGCCCCCGCCAAGGGGACGUCCGGCGCGGGCAGCGGGCCGGGGGAGCGCGGCAGCACCCUGCUGGAGUUCGCGGGCGGAACGAGCUUCGGCUCUGAGCCCACGGCCCCCUUCGCGGGGCCCUCGGGCGCCUACGAGGAGAGCAUCCUGUGAUGGCCUGAGGCUGACGGAGGCGCAGCCCGCCGGGCCGUCGGCCCCCUUGCUCCUCUGGCCUCGGGGUGCUGAGGAUCCCAGUCCUGGUGCGGUGCCUUCCCCUCAGCCCCCCGUGCACCGCAUCCCCCGCCCCAACCUCGGGCGCCCCUCCUGCCCGGCUCCGGGAAACCGGGCCGCUGAGCUCGUCCGGCCGUGCAGGGGGCGCGUGGGGAGAGGAGAGCCACGUGCGGAGGAGGCGAGGGCAGGGGGCGGCCACCCCCACCGAGACUGCUGCAUCCCACGCUGUAGGGAUGGCAGGCGAGGUUAUUUAUUUCACUCGGAUUCCGAUUUGGGUGGCCUGGGGGACCGGCGGCCGAUGAGUCUGUAAGUGGGUUGUACAGCGAGGGAGGGGGAGCCCUUGCGUCGAGGGGAGGGUGGGGUGGUCGAGGGCAGAGCAUCCGGCUCCUCCAGUGGGUUUGGUUGACGACUUCUUCCCAUUCCUCAGUGAGGGACUUCAGGGACCUUGUGGUCAUUUGAAUGUGUCCGGGAAGUUUUAAGGACUACGCGGGGCUAGGGGAAGCCUUAUGGGUUUCCGGAGGACGAUGUUCCUCCCCUACCGAGGGGGGACAGAGAUGCGACUGGGAAAGCUUUUAUCCUGUCUACGGUGGAUAUUUACUUCCAUCUCUCGUAUGGCCUGAGGAAUCUGGGAGGAGGAGAAAAAGCCAGAAGCCAAAUUCGCGGCCCCAGGCGGACGGGUUGCAGGCGUUCCAGGGUCCUGAGGGAGUUUGAAGCCUUAUUCUGGGGGGAGGGUCACUCACUCUCACCCCACUCACUGGAGCACCGAGAUCAGCCAGGCACUAAUUCUGCCCCGGUGGGUUUUGGUCUCCACCUCCCCCUUUGAGCCCUUCGGUACUCUCACCUCUGGCGGCUGGAGGGGGCGCACUCAGCCUUGGGGGCCCCUUGCUGGCUGCUACCGCCAUGGCCCCAGCCUUCAACUUCCGGGGCGCCACCUCCCCUGGAGCAGUCGGACACAUGGGCCCCUGCCCUCUAAGCCCAGCGCUUAUUUAGGUGUAAUGACCAAUUGUAAAGUGACAGGUCGGCAGCAGGAUCAAUUCUCACAUCCCUACGGGGCUAGGGCCCUAUGACGCCUGUGGGUCCCUCUAACGCCGCUUCUGUCGUUAUUCUGUACUAGAAGCAAGUAGUGUUUCUCUUUAGAAUCCCAUGUCACAGGGUGGGCAGUCUGUACAGCGGAAGUCCACCUGCGGGGGUGUGGACUUGAGCCUGUGGCUCAAUGACAGGCCAGGCACCCAGCUAUGCAAAUCCUGCACCUGGCGGGCACCCCGCCCUCUGGGUUGGGCCAUUGGGAGCCACUGGGUAGGCAGCUGAAAUAUGGCUCACAUGAGAUCCUUCCCUCCCUGAAUGCCUUGUGGGCCGGUGAGUGGGGCUAGAAAACAGAUUUUGAAGCAACCGCAUUCCCUUUUAGACCUAGUUCCUUCUGUUUUAGUGUAGACAUGGCCUUGGGAGAGCCAGCAGCCAGGCUGCUGGGGCUGGGGGCGGGGUAGGAGGCUCAGUAGUCAGUGGGUGGGAAGGGGGCGUGGAUGGUGGCGGUAAGAAUUUGCCUGGCUGGGUGCGGUGGUGGGGUGGGGUGGGUGCUGAGGAGGGCAGGGGUCCCGGAGGCAUCAGCAGUGCUGGGUGAUGCCUUCCCUGUCCUCACUUUCUUUCCUCUCCCUGUGGGACAGGAACCUCAGGGGCCAAGUUCAAGGCAGCAUAGCCCCACAUGGCUGGGGUGUGGCUCUGUGCUCAUCCCCGCCUUGCACACCCCUCAGAGUUCGUACCUUUGGUGCUGCCCUGGGCCCCAGCUGCUUCUGCCCUGGCCAGGAGCCAUCAGCAGGAGGACCUAGCUUUAAUAAAGACUGGAGAAAUGA
Messenger RNA from Lutra lutra (Eurasian river otter), 5100 nucleotides. It is a transcript of the gene ZNF316, whose product is annotated as zinc finger protein 316. Gene Ontology annotation, molecular function: sequence-specific DNA binding; DNA-binding transcription factor activity, RNA polymerase II-specific. NCBI's taxonomy places the organism in Eukaryota, Metazoa, Chordata, Mammalia, Carnivora, Mustelidae. The record is from RefSeq and is a predicted model, not a curated record. The coding region runs from base 161 to 3196 and encodes 1011 amino acids. The transcript is spliced from 6 exons. Gene Ontology annotation, biological process: regulation of transcription by RNA polymerase II. Gene Ontology annotation, cellular component: nucleus.